Talaromyces marneffei is the source of this 765-nucleotide messenger RNA. RefSeq lists its product as uncharacterized. Gene Ontology annotation, cellular component: proteasome core complex; cytosol; proteasome core complex, alpha-subunit complex. The record is from RefSeq and is a predicted model, not a curated record. Bases 1 to 765 code for a protein of 254 amino acids. NCBI's taxonomy places the organism in Eukaryota, Fungi, Ascomycota, Eurotiomycetes, Eurotiales, Trichocomaceae. The transcript has 5 exons. Gene Ontology annotation, biological process: ubiquitin-dependent protein catabolic process.
AUGUCAGGAAGCGCAGGCUACGACCGACAUAUUACCAUCUUCUCUGAUACGGGUCGUCUAUAUCAAGUUGAAUAUGCAUUCAAAGCGAUUACAGCAGCAAACAUAACGUCCAUCGGUGUUCGUGGCAAGAACUGUGCCGUUGUCCUAUCACAAAAGAAGGUUCCUGACAAAUUGAUCGAACCGUCUUCAGUCUCCCACAUCUUCAAAAUCUCGCCUUCCGUUGGAUGUGUCAUGACAGGAUCCAUAGCCGAUGCCCGGGCAUGCGUUGACCGUGCACGUGGUGAGGCUGCUGAAUUCAGGUAUAAAUACGGAUAUGAAAUGCCUUGUGAUGUAUUGGCGAAGCGUUUGGCCAAUAUCAACCAAGUCUACACGCAACGGGCUUACAUGCGUCCACUCGGUGUUGCCAUUACUCUAAUCUCGGUAGAUGACGAAAAAGGACCCGAGGUGUACAAAUGCGACCCAGCAGGAUAUUUCGCUGGAUACAAGGCCACUGCAUCUGGCCCCAAGCAACAGGAGGCAGUGAACUUUCUCGAGAAGAAGCUGAAGAACAAGGAUUAUGCUGAAGGUGACUGGGAAGAAGUGGUCGAGCUCGGAAUCACAGCCUUGAGCAACGUUCUCAGCGUUGACUUCAAGAAGAAUGAGUUGGAAAUUGGCAUUGUUGGCGGGCCCCGGCUUGAUGGCGAGGAGGGUACAGAUGUUGCAUUCCGGGCAUUAAGCGAGGAAGAGAUUGAUGAACGGCUGCAGGCCAUUGCGGAGAAGGAUUGA